AUGCUCGCUCUUGCAGCCGCAAGCAAGGACUUCGGAUGGACUCAGAAGGAGCUGCGGAAUAAAAUUGCCAUUUGGCGCGGCUACGACAUUAUUCGAGAAGCCGGAGGCUGGGUUUCUCUGAUCUUUGCCGGCAUGGGCCUCUAUCGUUUUUGCAAGUACCGUCUAGGAUUCUGCCCUAAAAACAUGAUAAUCCUGAAGAGACUCCGUUUGCGAUUCGAAGUCGCUGCCGAUACUAUUCACCCGGAAUGGCGUCGAAUGCUAUCCGUUGUCGGAGAACAGACAACUUGCACAUAUUUUGGACAUCCCUGCGACUGGGUCGUUGGAAGAGACGAUCCGCCUAUCCCACUGGCCGAUACCUAUAUACAGUGGACACCGGACUUCAAUUUCGAGCACCUGGAGGAUAGCAUCAUAGAUGAGCAGGUCUGGGGCUCAAUCGAUCCACGGACGGAAACUCAAAAAUUCCAACAUACGUUACCGAAACAGUUUUCUUGCGCGAAAUGCAGUUCGAUACAGUCUAAUGACCCCAGGACGAAUGAAUGCGACUGUUUUCCCACUCUUUUUGGAAGCGGUUCACGCCAACCAUGUCCAGUUCAAAUUUUUCGCACAGACAAUGGAAGGAACAAUGGUCUACUUGCUUGCUGUCCAUUCGACCGCGGAACGGCGAUCGGCGAAUUUGUCGGUGUUAUUACAAAAGGCCUACGAGAUCUCGACGUUGUGCAAAUGUCUGGGCCAGCUGGUGUAUACCAGAUCUGGCAAGGCCGUCAAGGGAACUACACCCGCUUUGUGAACCACUCCUGCCAGCCGAACUCGCAAUACGAACGGUUCGUAUGGCUUGGUGUGCAGCGGGUCGUGCUGGUGUCCAAAGGCAUCUCCGCCGGAGAGGAGAUUACGGUCGACUACUCCGAUGAUUAUUGGAGUUGCUUGGAUAAGGAAUGUUUAUGUGGCGAGAAUUGCUGCCGAUUCAAAAAGAAAAGAGGGAGUUGA
Molecule: messenger RNA, 984 nt
Organism: Cladophialophora psammophila CBS 110553
Lineage: Eukaryota; Fungi; Ascomycota; Eurotiomycetes; Chaetothyriales; Herpotrichiellaceae
Exons: 3
Coding region: 1-984 (327 amino acids)
Molecular function (GO): protein binding
Source: RefSeq, a predicted model, not a curated record